This is a messenger RNA of Vespula vulgaris, 1629 nucleotides long. Its product is annotated as retinol dehydrogenase 10-B-like. Bases 307 to 1239 code for a protein of 310 amino acids. The transcript is spliced from 8 exons. NCBI's taxonomy places the organism in Eukaryota, Metazoa, Arthropoda, Insecta, Hymenoptera, Vespidae. The record is from RefSeq and is a predicted model, not a curated record. Gene Ontology annotation, molecular function: oxidoreductase activity, acting on the CH-OH group of donors, NAD or NADP as acceptor.
AAUGACUGUUCAGUCAAGUUCAAGCAAGCAAAGCAACCUGACGGAAACGAUCGACUGAUCCAGAAUAAUUUUCGUUUCCCAUUAUUAAUAAUUAUAGAUUACGUUCUAACUAGUGAAACUAAAUUAUUAUAACGUGUAGUGCGUGUUAAAAGUUUUUGUGACAUUUACUUUAUUGAAUUCACAUUUAUAUAUUUUUUUAUUUGCAUUCGUGAGUUUACAGUGUCUGUUAAAUUGGGUGCAUCUAUUUUUUUGAUGUAAUUCAAUUGUUCCAUAUUAGAAGAAAACAUUACUUUUCAUUAUAAAAGAAUGAGAAUAGAUUGGGUAAAGAUGCCAGAAAACGAAGAAAUAUUAAUAGAUAAGACGAAUAUGGGACCUCCUUCAGCAAAGUUAUUUCUUUAUCUCAGUAUUGAGUUCCUAAUUGCAAUUGCAAUUUCAUGCUUCAUAAGUAUUCUAGGUUUAAUUAAGUCUUUAUUACCAAAGCCACCAAGAGAUCUCAAUGGAAAUGUCGUUCUGAUUGUUGGAGCAGCGUCAACAUUAGGUACUUCUUUAGUCGAUGAAUUUGCAAAGAGAGGAUGUUCAGUGGUCUGCGUUGACGAAGUUAAUGAUUCAGUACAACAAAUAGCAUCAGAUCUCCAAUCUCGUUAUACAGAUUUAAAAGAAGACAUUGAAACAAGCCAAGAAAAACAGGACGAAUUAAGGAAAAAUCCAAAGAUUACAGCUUAUCAAUGCAACUUGUUGAACCAUAAUGGUAUCCAUGAUAUAGCGAAGAAGGUUAAAAACGAGAUUGGUGGCAUCGAUAUUUUAGUAACAUGCGUUGGUGCAGCGGGUCAGGAUAUUUUUGACACUGCUAGUACAACCUUAAUGAGUCAUUAUUGGACUAUAUUAGCAUUUUUACCUUCAAUGUUGGAUCGAGAACGAGUUCAUAUAGUUGGAGUAACACCUGUCGUAUCGAACGAAGAUGCUUAUGUAGGUUCCAGAACUGCUAUAGCUAAUCUAAUGGAGUGUUUGGGUCGAGAAUUAAGUAAUUGCGUCAAUAAUUUCACAUUUCUUGCUAUUGCACCUACGACAGAAAGCAGGUCGAUAAGGCAGGGCGAGCAGCAAGUUGCAAAAGACAUUGUCGAAGCUGUCAGAAGAGAUCAAUCGAGUUUAAAUAUUGGUUGGUGUUCACCUUUAUUGUAUCAAAUAAGCUGCGUAAUUUACAAUGUUAUAACGACGAUUACACGAUGGUAUAGAACUUAAAGAGGUUAGAAUGUAACUACGUUAGUAAGAGUAAUUUUUAAAAUCAUAAAUGAAUAUUUGACAUAAAUGUAUGAGGACUAGAAGGAAGUAUAACGAUGUGAAUGCAUUUUUAAAUUUAUUUCGUAUUAAUUUAUGUAAAGUAGUUUAAUCGACAAUUACCGUUCGUCGAUAAUGAAACUUUUUAUGUUUACAUAAUUUUCCUUUUUUUAAUAUUUAUAAUAAAUUUUCGAUUAAUUGUUAAACGUUGAACAAAUGAUUAUUGGACUUUAAAAUAUUUCAAUUUACAAAGUAUUUUAUUUAUAAGUUAUUUAUGGAUAAUGACUGUUAAUGUACAAUAACGAUUUUCGUUAUCAAUUAAUGUAAUUUAUAUUUUAUAACUUAAAUAUAGAA